AUGGCAAAAAUCGCUACAUCAUUUGUAAAUCGUUACAAAUUGACACCACAAACUAGUUUACCCCAGCUUAGUACCUAUGUUGAAGAGUUAGAUAAUGAACUUUCAGAUGGCAAGUCAAAAGAGCAGGCUCGAAAAGCCAGAGAUCAGGCUAAAAGACGCUUCCAAGAGUUGGGAUUAAGUAAGGAGCAAGCUGAUACUCUUAUCCCCAUUCGAGCUCCUGGAAGACAUGUUGAGGAAAGAGUGCCUAUCAAAAUUAUUGCGCAAUAUAUUAUAAAAAAUGAUCUCUCACCUGAAGAGAUAAAUGGAAUAGCAUACGACUUGGCUUCUUCUGCUCCUACUACUGUUGCUGGAAAUUCUCGCAACGAAAAUACCCUUUAUUACUGA
Paraglomus occultum is the source of this 384-nucleotide messenger RNA. NCBI's taxonomy places the organism in Eukaryota, Fungi, Glomeromycota, Glomeromycetes, Paraglomerales, Paraglomeraceae. The record is from the annotation of a GenBank genome assembly.